Monosiga brevicollis MX1 is the source of this 969-nucleotide messenger RNA. RefSeq lists its product as uncharacterized. The record is from RefSeq and is a predicted model, not a curated record. The transcript has 9 exons. Gene Ontology annotation, cellular component: endoplasmic reticulum. Lineage: Eukaryota; Choanoflagellata; Craspedida; Salpingoecidae. Gene Ontology annotation, molecular function: oxidoreductase activity. The coding region runs from base 19 to 969 and encodes 316 amino acids.
CUGUUGUCGCCCGUCAUCAUGUGGACACAAUUCCAGCUCGCGGCGUCCAUCGUGGGCGUUGUUACGCUCUCCUUUUGGGCCCUCAAGCUCGUACGCACCGCCUACGCCACCUUUCUGCGCCCUUCCCAUGACCUUUACAAACGCUACAAGGGCGAGGGCGAGCCUUGGGCACUGGUGACUGGCGGAUCGGAUGGCAUCGGCAAAGCUUACGCCAUGGAACUGGCCAAGCGCGGCUUCAACAUUCUCAAUGUCUCUCGCACCCCGGCCAAGCUCGAGGCCGUCAAGGCCGAGAUUCUGGCAACUUACCCGUCCAUCCAGGUGGAGUCUGUCACCUUGGACAUGGCUCUGGCCAGCUUUGACGAAAUCUACGACGUGGUCACGCAAGCCAUGGCGGGUCGUGACGUUGCCGUCGUCAUCAACAAUGCCGGUUUGGCUCCUCACCCGCAGCGACUGGCUGCUUAUGAGGCCGUGGAAACGCUUCAAGCCCGCAACGCCAUCGCGGUCAACGUCGUGGCUUUUACCGCCGUGCUCUCAGCGGCCCUGCCCAUUCUCUCCGCCCGCAAAUCGCGCGGUGGUGUCGUCAACGUAUCGUCCUCCUCUGCGUAUCAAGGCUUUGCAUACAACGCCGUGUAUGCUUCCACCAAGGCCUACAAUCACGUCAUGUCGCAAACAUUGGCCGCAGAGGAGCGUGGCAAGCUGGACGUCAUCUCCCAUACCCCGCUUUUUGUGGCUUCAAACAUGACUCGUCUGAAGGCAAACAUGUUCGUGGCAACUGCCGAACAAACAGUGGUGGCUUGCCUCGACUCUUUGGGUCACGACGACAUCACGAGCGGAGUCCUUAGUCACAAGGUUCAAAACGCCAUCAUCGCUGCCCUUCCGCGCAACAUCUUCCAGCAGCAAACCAUCAAGGCCAUGAAGGCCACGCGCCGCAAGGUCGAGAAGAAGCUGGCAGCCGCCAAGAAGGAAUGA